AUGAUUCCCCUAGAUGAUGGCUGGAGUACCAUGACCUCCAUCGACAAGACAUUGCACAAGAACUUGCGUCAGACCUUGCGAUCCGGUCUGGGAAACGACUAUCUCAAACGCUUCGAGCCCGCCAUUCUCCGCCAGCUUAAGAAAUAUUAUGCUGAACUCACCAAGGACAAGAAGCCUGAUGGCUGGAGCAAUGCAGUCAACAUGAGAAAAUGGAACCUAUACCUGGGAUUCGACACAAUGUCAGACUUUGGGUUCGGAAUCUCGACCAAUCUGCUCUUCGAUUCUGCCCGGGACUUUAUCUUUCCGACGCUUCACGUCCAUGAGAAGAAAAUGGGCCUGUACGAGCAGCUUCCGACACUCAACAAGCUGGGCAUCGGCAAAGUCAUCGCCAAGGUGCUCCUCAAGGUUUUUCCGCAAGCCAAGCGGUUUGCGGAAUGGUACGAAUCGUUCCUCAACAAGGCCGUCGCCGCCAACACGACCGAGAGCCGUGGCAUCUUUGGCCCUGUCAUCCAGAGCGGUCUGGGUCAGGCCAAGACCCCCGGGCACAACAAGGCGCAGAUGAUCGCGGAGGGCUCGUUUAGCGUCUUCUCCUCGGCCGACGCCUACAGCAUCACUCUAUCGGGCCUGUUCCACUACCUGAGCCACUACCCGGAGGCAUACGAGAGGCUGGCGGCGGAGCUGCGUGGCAUGUACAAGCCCGGCGAGGACAUUGUCUGGGACUCGCGCCUCGAGUCCAACGUCUACCUCCGCGCGGUGAUUAAUGAGGUGAUGCGUCUCCUGCCCCCGGCCUGCGGUGUGCACUGGAGGGAGUGCGAGAAGUCGGGCGUCUUUGUGGGCCCCAAUCGGGUCGCCGUCACGCCUGGAAGUGAUGUCGGGGUCAGCGUCUUUGCGCUGUGCAGGGACGGCAGGAUCUUCCGCGACCCUCUGCGAUUUUGGCCGGAGCGCUGGGUCCCAGGCACCCUGGUAGAGGAGGAGUUCGCAACGGCCCGCAAAAUGUUCGUCCCCUUCUUGAUUGGGCCGCGGAACUGCGCCGGCAGCCACGUCGCCGUUAUGAUUGCCAGCAUCACCUACGCCUACACCCUGGUCAACUACGACUUCCGCUUUGGGCCGGAGCAGCAAAAGAUCGGCGGUGGCGGCGGGGGGCCUGGGUAUCGAAGCCCUGUGGAGGAAGGUGAGGACAAGGAGCUCAAGUUUGAGAGCCACUACUCCAUCGCGGGCUGGGACAAUGGCCCAUUCAUUGAGCUCAAGGCUACGCAGUGA
This is a messenger RNA of Talaromyces proteolyticus, 1260 nucleotides long. Its product is annotated as benzoate 4-monooxygenase cytochrome P450. Gene Ontology annotation, molecular function: iron ion binding; monooxygenase activity; heme binding. NCBI's taxonomy places the organism in Eukaryota, Fungi, Ascomycota, Eurotiomycetes, Eurotiales, Trichocomaceae. The transcript is spliced from 2 exons. The record is from RefSeq and is a predicted model, not a curated record. The coding region runs from base 1 to 1260 and encodes 419 amino acids.